This is a messenger RNA of Aureobasidium musti, 1419 nucleotides long. NCBI's taxonomy places the organism in Eukaryota, Fungi, Ascomycota, Dothideomycetes, Dothideales, Saccotheciaceae. The record is from the annotation of a GenBank genome assembly.
AUGCUAUUUGCUGGCAAAGAUUACACGUUUGUUCUAGAAGCACUGCCCCAGAACCCGCGUCAGUUCGACCCUUUGAAUCUGCGUCAAAAGCUCUACGAUUUUGGCAUCAGAGAGCCUCUGCUCAUGAGCCGAAUCUUGCAACUUUUGGCUGCUAACGCGUUAAGCGGACGAUCAUAUCAACUCUCAUGCACGCUAGUCAUUAUUUCUUCGGUAGUCUACGUUGGACAAGCUAUAUCAGCACAANNGCUCAAUGGUCUCAAGAUCAUGACCAGAGCCACACUUGUUGAACUCAUAUACGAGAAGACUCUCGCUGCGCCCGCUGCUGUGUACAAUGACUACAGCGCCACCACUUUGAUGAGUACUGACGUUGAUGCUCUCACAAACGUCAGCGAGAUGUUUCAUGAGGCCUGGGCUCAAGUGUUGGAAGUCAUUGUCGGUAUGAUAUUAUUGGCACAACAGAUCGGAUGGUUCUGUCUCGUCCCUCUGCCUAUGAUAUAUGCACGGAAUCUGCGUUCCAAACAACUUGCGUGGAACAAAGCUACGCAAGAUCGUAUCAACAGGAUCGUCUCUGUGGUAGGUAAAAUCAAAGCGAUCAAGAUGCUUGGCCUAGAGAAUGUCGUCAGGGAUCAGAUUACCUGUCUGAGAAAAAUUGAGAUCAAUGCUUCGAAAGACAUGCGUUGGGUAGCUGUGCUCGCGAACACCAGUGCAAAUGCGCUUGGACUCUUCACACCUGCAAUCACCAUCAUUCUGUUCGCUGCUAUGAGCAACUCGAACCUUGAUGCAGAAACAGCCUAUACCACGUUAGCCAUUCUGGUCCUGGUCACUCAUCCCGCGAACAUGAUCAUGACGAUUGUGCCCAGAGCAAUUGCCUCUCUGGCCAGUUUCCAGAGAAUACAGGAUUUUAUCAGCAAACCACAUUUUGAAGAUGCUCGGAAGAAUUCUCUAAAUGGAGGAUCGACAACCUUCAUAGACGCUAAUUCUGUUUCCGAAGUAGCAGUCGAACUCAAGGACGUCGAACUGAAAAUAACAGGCUUCGCAACACCGAUUCUGAAGGACAUCAACCUACGCAUUACUCGAGGCUCUAUUGUUGAGCGUGUGAUUGUCAAUCUGUUGGGUCCGAGCGGUCUACUCCGAAAUUCAAAUACGACGGUGUUUCUGGUCACGAGUGCUGCUGCUGCAUGCUCUCUUGCCGACAGAAUUCUGCUCUUGAAACAAGAAAGUGCUCUCAUGAAUGGCGACGAAGCAAAAGUUGACGACCAGAAGGAAGCAAAGCUCGUAUCUGUCAAGGUGAGCAAGAUUGAAGACGAUGACAUCGAUGUUGACAGGGGAUCUGGUGAUGCAUCAGUCUAUCGAUACUAUCUUCACCUGGGUCUCGACCAGCACUAUGCUUUGGGUCAAUUUCAUCAAGCUGGCUCCUAG